AUGGAUACGGAAAAUAGUCCAAGUAAAGAUAAAUCAUCAUCUCUAUUGAUUGACGAAUAGAGAAUGUAACUAAACUUUACCGAAAAUCAGCCGUAGCGUUUAACAGGUUAAGAAGAAAAAUCAAAAUCAUUUGCCCCGAUGAGCAACAACCAGGAUAAUACUUAAACGAAGUAACAAAAUGAUUAAAAAAGAAAAAAGCGACUGAAAUGGGGUAUAAUAAUUGGAUUAAUCCUCAUCGCAGUUAUUCUUGCAAUAGUAUUACCGCUUACCCUUAUUAAAAAGGAUAGUGAUGACCCUACUCCACCACCACCUCCUCCUCCUCCUGACCCUUUCUCUUACAAAGAGUUUAACACUUUCCAAAUUCAAAAUGAUUCUCACUAUGAAUCCACUAUUUCCAGCAUAAAGUUUUCUUUAAAACAAAACCCACUUACUGAGAAGCACAGUUUUCAUAAAUUUUCCAUGGAGGAUGAAAACCAUUUGAACUAUGUAAAAUAGAAAAAGGCUAAAAGCUAGUAAGAAGUGAAAGACGGAUAAGGAUUUUAAGGAACUUUGUAUAAGCCAAUAAAUCCGAAAGAUGUACCCACAGAUGUGCCUAAUAAUAAGUUUACGACUGAGGCUUUAUUCUAAAUAGAUCUGAUGGAUAAUUACCAAGCGCGUAUUUUUAUUUCUGAUAAAGACCCUAACUCAAAUUACACAGUCAGUGAGAAGGUAUUUAAAAGACCAGUUAUAGCCAAGGAAGCCAGGCUUACUUAAGUUGGUUUUAACUAUAAUAUAUCUACUGAAGAAGGCUUUAACUUUGGAUUCAAAAAUAUAUAUAAUCAAGAAGACUUAUUAUACACAAAAAAUAGAAAAUUCUUCAUGUCUGAGAAAUUUUCAGAAAUCGGCUUUGUUCUACCAACUCAAAGAGUGUUCGGUAUUGGCUAAAGACAUGGCUCUUUCAUGCUGAAACAAGGCACAUAUACUCUAUGGUCAAAGGGUAGAGACAAUUCUUAUGAGUAUCAGCCAGAGGAUAAUGGCUUAGGGGGUUAAAGUGGUCCAGGAGUGCAUCCCUUUGUGCUCUGCUAGACUAAGAAUAAGGACUUUAUGGGUAUUUUCUUCUUGGCUACUACAAUGCAGACUUUUGAGAUUAUCCACUUUGAUGGCUAUGAUCAAACUGUUCUUAAUUACAUUUAGCUUGGAGGAUCAUUGGAGAUUUAUGUAUUUAUGAGAGGCACAGCUUAAGAAAUAAUCUAGAAAUAUCACACUAUGAUAGGCUUCUCAGCCAUGCCUCCUUACUAUGCUCUUGGCUUUUUCUAAGGCUCUGAAGGCUAUAGCAUUGAUCUCUGGCUUGCUGAUCAACCUCGAAACUAUGCCGCAAAUGAUUUGCCUCUUGAAGGCAUACAGGUUGAGCAGUACAAUGAUUAAAAGGAUCGAAUUUUCACUGUGAGCUAUGACUCUUUCAGAAGACUGCCUAACAUGACAAGAGAUUUACAUGCAACCAAUCAAAAGGUCAUUCUAGGAGUGUAUAACUAUGUAGCCAAACCUCAGUACGAAUAAUAUAGCAUAUUAGACAAAGCCAGAGAACUUGGCAUUCUUAUCAAAAGUGGAAAUGAUACUAGUAAAGGUAAAGACUUAUUCACGAGUCCCUAGAAGUAUAAGGAAGAUGGCUAUAUCCCUGAUAUGUUUCACCCUAAUAUCGUUGAGUUCUACUAGUUUGGUAUCAAGAACUUAGACACUGCAAUUGAGUAUGGCAUUGAUGGAUAUCUUCUUAAAUGGAACUCACUAUUUUCCUAGUAUACAGGUGAGAAGGCAGAUACCUAGAAAGCUGAAACAUCUGAAAAUAAAGAAACUAUCACUGAGUCAUCUUAAACUUAAUAAUCUUAAUUUCAUGACUUCAAGCAAACCACAUAUUAAUAGCCUUAAUCACAGCCACCUUAUUAAUAAGAAUAGGAAUCACAAUUUCUGCUGAGAUAAUUAGACUCUGCAGUCUAGAAUGAAGAGCAAGUGGGUUAAUUUGGUACAUAUCAAAUUGAUAAGGAUAACUAAUAGGCUUACUCAACUUACUAUCUACCCAUUAUCCCAGGUUUUCAAGGCAUGGGUUACCUAGACAAUCACAGUAUAUCACUUAAUGCCACUCACUAUGCAGAUUAAAAAGAUGCAGCUGGUGCAUCUUUGUUCAAUACUGAGUUCUAUUUACACAAUGUCAAUGGGCAUAUGCAGAUGAAGGUAAUGAGUGAUGUACUAUUAAACUAUCAAGAUUACUCGAAUUAUGGUAAAAGACCUUUGAUAUACAGCGAGAGUACCUUCCCUGGAUCUGGAUAGUAUGGAGGUACUUGGAUUGGGGAUAUCCCAGUGCUCUGGUCAAGUCUGAGAUUAGUGAUAGGCUAGGUGAUGAGCAUGAACAUGUUCGGUAUCUAGAAUGCAGUGGUAGAUGUAUGCGGUGACUCAGGUGAUCACCUAGACAAUGGUGAACUGUGUGCUAGAUGGGCUUAACUUGGAGUCUUUCUGCCUUUCGUCAGAGAUUACUUCAAUGGGCUUUACUUUAACUAUACAACUAACAAAACUGAAUCUGGAGGAAGUGGGGAACUUUACUACUUAAAGGAUGACUAUUUAAAGAUGGCAAGGUCUGCUUUAUAUAAUAGAUUGUAGUAUAAUAGAUACAUUUACAGCUAGGUCUACUUGUCUUAUCGCUAUGGAGGCAGUGUAGUCAGACCUCUUUUCUUUGAUUAUCCUGGAGAUGAUAACUGCUUUGAAGAUAUUGAGCACACUUACAUGCUUGGAGAUUCCAUCAAAGUCAGCCCAGUCCUUAAGCAAGGACUCAAGGAUGGUGAUGAAUACGAAGUUUACUUCCCUUAGGGACUCUGGCAUGACCUCAACGAUUAUAAAUCAGUGAUUGAUACUACCAAAGGUGGAUAGACUGUUAACCUCAAGUCUAGUCUUGCUUACACUAAUAUUCACUUGAAAGGAGGAAAGAUCAUUCCAUUCCAAUUAAACACCGGUAGCUACAAGACUACUAAGGACUUUGAAACUAAACUCAGAACUAGUUUUAUCAUUGCUAGAGAUCAGUCAUUGAAGUAUGCUGAAGGUUACGUGCUCAUUGAUGAUGGUAUUUCAUCAGCUAGCUAUGCUAUUAAAGAUGAUAACAGCCAAGACUUCACUUACUGGAAACUCAGAUACGCAGAGAAGAGCAUCAACUUCUGGGUGCAAGAAGGUGAUUUCUAGUACAAUCCACCUGCAGACUAUCAAAUUCAUCUCCUCGAGGAUAUCUAAAUCUUAAACGCUGAUGAUCUUUAGGAUUCUGAUUUCGCUUGUUACCUCGGAUUGAACCUUCAACCAAUAGCUCUAAAGAAACCAUACUAUAACCCAGCCACUAAAAUCUUAACAAUUAAGCCAACCAUUGAUCACCCAGACGUCAAAUUCAAUGAGAUCGGAUUUAUCAAGUUCGGUAAUUCUAAGAUUGAGCAAAACUUCUGCGAUACCAACACUUUCCAAUAUGACGGCACAAAAGGUACUUCAGAUGACCAAACCGUUACAUAUACUCUUGCUAGCAGAGGUGGUAGUAUGAUGAAGCCAUUGGUAGCUGUUUUCACAUUGAUGGACGACCAAGGAACCAUGAACGUUGAAAUAACAACUGAUGAGGAUUUCAAGUCAGGAAACAAGAUACUUUACAGACCACCAAAGGAUGCAGUAUUCAACCCAGAUAUGAGCAAUCUUUUCCCACCAAAGGAUAAGCUAACCAAGAAGAUCACAGACUUCAUUAAGUUCACUGAGAAGCCAUUCUCAUACGCCAUUUAUAAGAAUGCAGCUGAUGAGACUACUAAGCUAUGGAGAUCAGACCCCACAAAGUUCUACUUCUCUGACUUCUUUAUUCUUGACUCUGGUAUCUUCAACAUGAAUCCUGAUAACACAGCUCAACCCUUAAUAGGUAUGGGAGAGAGAGCUGGAAGUUUGUUCUACACUGACUAAAAUGGAGCCAUUCACUCAAGAAAGACAUUUGAUCAAGCUAAUCCAAUCGAUGAUGGUCUCCCACCUGGCAGAAAUAUGUACGGUUACUAACCACUCUAUGCAUUCUAAUCAAAUCUUAAGGAUACAAGAGAUUGGUUCGGAGUAUUUGAUCUUUCAUCAUAUGCCACUGACUAUAUUGUGUACACUGACAAUGGAAGUAAGGAGACUCAAAUCCAUAAGAUAGUUAUUGGUGGAGUCAUCAGUAAAUAUUUCUUCCAAGGAACUAAGCCAGAUGAUCUCAUUAAGACCUACUCUAAAUUAGUUGGAUUCCCAACUGUCCCACCUCUAUGGGCUUUUGGUUGGUAAUAAUGUAGAUUCGGUUACGUGACUGAUCAAGAUUGGAUUGAUGUUUACAACAAUUACACUAGUCCAGAUAUUGAUCUCCCUCUAGACACAAUGUGGGCAGAUAUUGAUUACAUGGACGAUUACAAAUUAUUUACUAUUUCUCAGCAAAGCUAUUCAAGACUCCCCAAGUUUGUUCAUUAAAUCAAGAAAGAUAACCGUAAGUUCGUACCAAUUAUGGACGCUGGAGUUGCAGUCAGGCUCAACCAAGGCUACAGAGCUCUUGAUAAGGGUAUAGAUAACGAUGUUUUCAUCAAGCAAGACAACCACAAGGACUACUUGACUGCUGGAGUGUGGUGUGGUAACGCCUACUUCCCAGACUUCUUCAAGCCAGAGACAGUUGCCUGGUGGAAAGAUAACUUUGAUGAUCUUCACACAACUCAAGAUUUAGACUUUGAUGGUAUUUGGCUAGACGAGAAUGAAGCUACUAAUUUCUGUAACGGAUACUGCAAGCCAGAAGAGAGACCAGACGAUUCAUAUAGAAACAAGCCAUUCUACGUUCCAGGAUGGAGAGAUCUCGAGGACAAGGCUCUUGGUGUUGACGGCUGGCACGAUUCUAUCUAAAGACGUGAGUAUGACGUUCACAAUCUAUUCCCACUUAUGUAAACCAAGGCCACUGCUGAGUAUCUAAUCGAAAAGAGAAACCUUAGGCCUUAUGUUCUGACAAGAUCAGACUUCCCAGGUAUUGGUAAAUAUGGUCAUCACUGGAUGGGAGAUAACUGGUCAGAUAUGAAAUAUAUGAAGCUCUCAGUAGAUGGUAUCUUCUCAUACAAUCUUUUCGCCUUACCUUUCAUGGGUUCAGAUAUCUGUGGUUUCAAUGGUGAUGCCACCAAUGAACUUUGUACCAGAUGGCAUAUUCUUGGAUCAUUAUAUCCAUUUGCCAGAAAUCAUAAUCAAAACGCAUCAAAGUCUCAAGAACCAUACAGAUUCAGUGAUCCAGUCAAACCAGGUCAGACAUUCCAGAAAUUCGAUAAAUAUUACGAUGUCAUCAGAAUGGCACUUGUUAACAGAUAUAACUUCGUUAAGUACUACUACACCUCUUUCUUCCAAAUGGCUAUUGAAGGUGGUUCAUUCUUCAAGCCAUUAUUCUAUGAGUACCCACUUGAUAUGAAAUCUUAUCUUGAUAUUAACUACAACAUUCUUUUGGGUGAUGCCUUGAAGCUUUCAAUGGAAACCGAUAAUCUCGACUUCAUGACUAAGAAAUCAACCAGAGAUUAUUACUUCCCAUAGGGAAGAUGGUGUCAAGUUUUACCACCAGUUGCUAACCCUACUACUGACUGUUUCGACUCACCAGGCGGUGACAAGGGUGUUAUUAAUCUUGAGACCAAGCUUGAAAGCUACUGGAUUCAUUUAAGAAACGGAUAUAUGAUCCCAUACUAAGAUGCUACCCUUAACAAAGUCAGAAAGACCUUUGACCUUCAAAAUUUCUACACCGACAUUUACGCUCUUCCAGUUUCAGAUAACGUACCAAUGACUCUAUCCUCAACUGUGAGCGCAGUUGCUAGAGGUUAACUUAUUUUCGAUGAUGGCAUCAGCUAAAUCAAUGAUGAUAAGAAUCCACAUGCCAGAUUUGAGUUCUACAUGAUUGCAAGUGCUGAUAAGAAGACUUUCUAGAUUACAAUCACUAAUACUGGCAAAGCUGUAAAAGGCGCUACUCCUUCUAAUCAAGAAACCCUUGGAGAUGUCUACAUUCUAUGGGCUGCAAAAUCAGGUGUCGCUGGUAUCAAGACUGCCACUAUCAAUACUGCUGAUGGUAAAUCAGCAAAAGUCACAGUUUCAAUAGACCCAACUUCAAACACCCUUAGAAUUCCAGUAAGCAAUGCUGACACCAAGUAUCUUCUAUGGGAUAUCAAGAGCAUUGAUCUUGCAUGA
Molecule: messenger RNA, 6198 nt
Organism: Stylonychia lemnae
Lineage: Eukaryota; Ciliophora; Spirotrichea; Sporadotrichida; Oxytrichidae
Source: the annotation of a GenBank genome assembly